Pseudoliparis swirei is the source of this 3184-nucleotide messenger RNA. It is a transcript of the gene tmem161a, whose product is annotated as transmembrane protein 161A. The record is from RefSeq and is a predicted model, not a curated record. Bases 82 to 1572 code for a protein of 496 amino acids. NCBI's taxonomy places the organism in Eukaryota, Metazoa, Chordata, Actinopteri, Perciformes, Liparidae. The transcript has 11 exons.
CCAGACUUUUCCCUGCAUGUGGAGGAGCUCUCGUCGGCACCUUUUUCUGGUCCUAACCGCGCCGUUCUUUCCGGGGAAGAGAUGGCGCUGAUGGGGAUCCAGCUGGUGGUGAGCCUGCUGGCCGCCAGCAUCAUGCAGAGGAUGGCUCCGCAUUACUCCUUUGCACGCUGGCUCCUGUGCAACGGCAGUUUGUUCCGGUUCAGACACCCGUCGGAGGGGGAGCUGUGUGCACUGGCGGGGAAGCAGAUGCCCAAACAGACCAGGAGAGACAGGAGACAGAACGGGGAGAGCAAGCCUCUCACUGUGCCCAAAGACAUCGACCUUCACCUGGACAAAGCUCCCGUCAACGCUCUUGACGCGCUCGUGCUGCGCUUCUUCCUGGAGUACCAGUGGCUGAUAGAUUUUUCCGUCUAUGCAACGGGUGUCUUCUUGUUCACUGAGGGUUACUGCAGUUUUGUGGAUGCCAGCAAAGAGGUCAAUCUGGGAGCCAUCUGGUGCGUCCUGACUGUUGUCUUCAGUGUAAAGACCCUUCACACUCUGAUGAGCCACUACUUCCAGUCUGAAGAGGGCGGCGAGCGCUCGGUGUGCCUCGCCUUCGGCUUCCUGUCGCUGCUCGUGGCCAUGCUGGUCCUCGUGGUCAGGGAGGACUACCUGGAGUUCGGCCUGGAGUCCGGCUUUUCCAGCCUCUUCGACAACUUGGAAGUCUUUGCCAGACAGCAGGGCUACGCCGACUGGUCAAUCCCAGUGACCAAGCUGACCGUGAAGCUCGGCCUGGCGGCCUUCUGCGCGUACAUCGGCGCCCUGCUGGCCUUCCCCGGCCUGCGACUGGCUCAGACGCAUCUAGACGCCGUGCAGCUGAACUCCGACCGACCGCUCAUCCAGAUUCUGCUGCACAUCAGUUUCCUCUCUCCCGUCGUCGUGGUGAUUCUGUGGGUGAAACCCAUCGCGAGGGACUUCCUGGCCAACGCUCCGAUGGGAAAGACCUCGAUAACCAUAGUUUCCAGCGAGACCUUUGACACCGUGCGGCUGUGGAUCGUCGUGGGCUCGUGUGCGCUGCGGCUGUUAGUGACUCGGUACCACCUGCAGGCCUACCUCAACCUGGCUCAGAAGUGGGUCGAUCAGAUGAAGAAGGAGGCGGGACGUAUCGCCGCCAUCGACAUUCAGAGGAAGGUCACUCGUAUCUUUUGCUACCUGACCGUCAUCACCCUCCAGUAUCUGGUUCCUGUGUUUCUCAUCCUCUUCUCCACGCUGGCACUGAAGGCACUGGGGAACUUCUCCUGGGUCCCCGGGGUGGAGCAGCCCCCCGGGGUGACGCCGGCGCUGGUGCUGCCCACCGUGGCGCCCGUGCUGCCCGGCGGUUUCGACGAAGACGAGGAGGGGAUGGAGGACCCGGAGGAGGACAUCCAGGCCACCGUGGCGCGCCUGUCGGAGGCCUUCGCCGCGCUGCGCUCCGUCCUCACGCCGCUCUUCCUGCGGGGUCUGUUCGCCUUCUUCACGUGGUGGGUGGCCGCCUGCCAGCUCAUCAGCUCUCUGUUCGGCAUCUACUUCCACCAGUACCUCAUGCAGAACUAACCGAGGGAGACGGCGCGACAGAAACACUCGGCGGGACAUUGAUCCAAACGGGCAGCUACCGGCCACCUCGGUUGUGGCGGUGACGGGAGGUUUGAUCACGUCUUUUUAAUUUUGAUGAUUUCUUUUUGGGAGGAUACAGGCGAUGGACACUGUGUUGUUGCUUCAGGCUCGUUGUGUCAAUAACACAACAGAGAGACUCGGGGUCUGUAUCACAAAGUCAAACUGUUAGUCUGGCUCUCUUCGGACACCUUUUUUGUUAUGGUCUGAUUCGGCUACUGGUGCGUUCAAGUACAAUAGUAGCUUUUACUGACGUGCAACAUCAAAAGAACCACGAGAGGAUUACUUCAUAUGACAUUUGUUGUGGUGUUCAAAGGAGACAUUCAGUAUUCACAAGAAGCUUUAUAUGGCAUAUUUGCAGCCAUACAUAAGUUUAAGACUUAUAAGGUAUUUUUGACGUGUUCAGCAGUACUAGAAAUGUAAUAUUUUGUCAUAUUAUUUUUGUUGGUGUGAGGGAUCCACCUUAAAAACAGCAGGUCGGCAGGUUUUUGAUCCGACCCUCUGAAGUUCACCUUCUCCGGAGCCGGUUGGGCCGCGUGGCAUCGGUUACCAUGGUGAUCUAACGGGGUUUAAAAGGGAGUCUCAAGCCCAAAGAUAUCCAGCUGAUGUCACUUUAUGAUACAGACCCCCCCCCCCGCCCCACCCCACCCCACAUCUUCCAGCCAUUUCAACGUUAACCUUUCAGAUGUAUCUAUGCCAAUGUCUCCUGAAUAGUUCUGAACAGAACACUGUCAAAUGCUGCAUUGUCUCAUGUUUAAUACAUGUGUUAGUACUUCCUCCCCGUGCAGGUAAGGCGCUGUCAUUUUGCGAGGGACUCUUUGUCCCCCCCAAAGGAACCGAUUUCAAGAGUGCUCAAUGUUUGUUUCUUCCGUCCUCUAGUUUUACCGCUGUAGCGUUUUGAUUGCUGAAUAUUGUCGUAAAGCUCAGAUCCAUCGGCUAGAGAUGCAGAGCUGCAGAGAUGCAGAGCUUCAGAGAUGCUGAGAUGCAGAGCGGCUGCUUUCGUCCCCAGAGUUUCCUCCGGCGUUCCUAAGUGCCUGGGAGGUCGGGGAUUUUGAGUCUGUUUUAAAAUCUCCUUUCUCCCCAAUCAUCCGUCUUUAGAGCGAAUGGAAUCCGUUAGUGGAUGAAAUGAAGACUCCAAAUCUUUUUCUGUUUCUCCCUUUUUUAUUUUCAAACACUACUCGCUGGCAACUAUUUUAGUUGCAGUGUCUUAAUCAUCAGUUUUCUGUUUUUAUUGCCAACUAGUCACGUGUGUGUGUGUGCGUGCGCUUUUGCGUCGGUGGAUUUUUAUUUAUUUAUUUAUGAAACGUUGCCCCUAAUAACUUUGUUGUUAUUUAGAAAGGAUACAGAUGCUUUUGUUCUGGAAAAAAAUGUGUAUUGUUUUGUGGCAAUCUUUUGAUUUUUAGAUGGUAUAAUUGGAUUUGAAUGCUCUGACAUCUUCGUACUGUGAACUUCUUUUUUUAGAUUUCCUUUCUUUUGAAUGCAUGCUGUGCACAUUUUUGGCUUUAACCGGAACGAUUUUUGUUUGUGUGACUCAAUAAACCAUUUAUUAUUAUUA